This is a messenger RNA of Uranotaenia lowii, 1448 nucleotides long. RefSeq lists its product as uncharacterized. The record is from RefSeq and is a predicted model, not a curated record. Gene Ontology annotation, cellular component: cytosol. The transcript has 2 exons. NCBI's taxonomy places the organism in Eukaryota, Metazoa, Arthropoda, Insecta, Diptera, Culicidae. Bases 120 to 1139 code for a protein of 339 amino acids.
UUUUGUUUGUUUUCUUUCAGUGAGUCACGCUUUUUUCAAUCAUUUUUAUACGACCUGAAAGCAUCCGGAAUAUAUAGGAAUCCAGAAUUUUCAUACAGUUAUCUACCUUGAUCAUAACCAUGACAAAAUUCAUUUACCGUUUGUUAAUCUUUGGCGUAGUUUUUAUGCUUGGUCUCUCAACAAUCCAAGGACAAGACGUACAGGAUUGUGGACAAAUUCUAAAAUUUGUUAAAGAAUAUGGAGCUUUUCUAACUAUUGUCCCUAGAGAAACAUACCCAGUUUCAAAAAUUUGCUCUAACGAAACAGUGUACAAGCAUUACACUAUCGCAAAUGAAAAUUACCAAAAUGCUACACAGGAUAAGCUUUGCAUUGAUCAGCUGCAGAAUAAUCGGAUGAAUUGGAUCAAACUGUUGCACGAUCAAAUGUCGUUCAUUUGGCAAAGUGCUAACUGUCAGGACUGCGUAGAUCAUAGAAACGAAACCGAUCAGUUUUUUAAACACUGGGAAGAGCUGGACCAAUGCAUGGAAGAAAACAAACAGAAUCAAACGGCCCUCUGUAUCGCAUGUAACGGGAACUAUUCGAUCGUUCAAGAUUAUUACGAGGGGCUGCCCAGCGUUAAACAUCGGCAAGUUUGUUUCGACAUCGAAGAUCGGAUGAAUCAAACCCGGCGAGAUUGGAGUGCAAAGUACGGUUGCUGCAAGGAUAAGCAACAUUCUCAAACUGCGUUUAUUCUAUAUGCGGCAGGAAUUUGCAGUCUGCCUGUGAUGUUUUAUGCAGUCAUGUGCAUCGUGACCUUGCGUAAGAGAAGCCGUGAUCUGACUACAAAUCCACCGCUACUGGAUGACAGUAAUGUGUCGAAUGAAUCGCAAUCAGAAGUUACUGGCGCAGAACCAAUGCCAGGGCCCAGUCAAACAAACGGCGAAGUCGUUGGAAUAGCGAAAUCCACUUCUGAGAUCAAAGAGGUUAAUUGGAAUAUUUUGGACAAGCCUGGCCCACGCGAGGAUAAGUUACUUGAUUUAACUACUGAUACCGAUUCACUACCGGUUACAAAAUCGAUCGCCUUUGAUGAUGAUGAGGAAGAUGAGAGCUUGUUGGAUACCAUUCCACAGAAAAAAAAAUCCGAAGAUCUAUUGGCAUAGGAAAUCUAUGAUCAAUUUUAAGGCAGAGAGACAUUGAAAACCAAUCGCGUAAAAACGCUAAAUAUUUGAAUUAAAAAAUAAAUAAGAGCAGGAAAUAUUCGUUAAUAAUUAAAAUAAAAAAAAAUAUCAAAAAAUCUUAUCGAAACAAACCGUGUUAACAAAACAACGUGAAACGUGUACAUUUACGGGAUGAAUAUGCAAACAAGUUUAAAAUCCCAGAAAAUAAGUUUAUAAUUAACUUUUAAAAAUGUUUCCAUCAAAAGGAAUGGAAUGUAAAAUUGACUGAAAAAUAUAGUUGUAACGAAUCUA